GCCGAUCCAUGAAAAUGCUUUGGAAACUGACGGAUAAUAUCAAGUACGAGGACUGCGAGGACCGUCACGACGGCACCAGCAACGGGACGGCACGGUUGCCCCAGCUGGGCACUGUAGGUCAAUCUCCCUACACGAGCGCCCCGCCGCUGUCCCACACCCCCAAUGCCGACUUCCAGCCCCCCUACUUCCCCCCGCCCUACCAGCCUAUCUACCCCCAGUCGCAAGAUCCUUACUCCCACGUCAACGACCCCUACAGCCUGAACCCCCUGCACGCCCAGCCGCAGCCGCAGCACCCGGGCUGGCCCGGCCAGAGGCAGAGCCAGGAGUCUGGGCUCCUGCACACGCACCGGGGGCUGCCCCACCAGCUGUCGGGCCUGGAUCCUCGCAGGGACUACCGGCGGCACGAGGACCUCCUGCACGGUCCCCACGGGCUUGGCUCAGGACUCGGAGACCUCCCGAUCCACUCCUUACCUCACGCCAUCGAGGACGUCCCGCACGUAGAAGACCCGGGUAUUAACAUCCCAGAUCAAACUGUAAUUAAGAAAGGCCCCGUGUCCCUGUCCAAGUCCAACAGCAACGCCGUCUCCGCCAUCCCCAUUAACAAGGACAACCUCUUCGGCGGCGUCGUGAACCCCAACGAAGUCUUCUGUUCAGUUCCGGGUCGUCUCUCGCUCCUCAGCUCCACCUCGAAGUACAAGGUCACGGUAGCGGAAGUACAGCGGCGCCUCUCACCGCCGGAGUGUCUCAACGCUUCGCUGCUGGGCGGAGUGCUGCGGAGGGCAAAGUCUAAAAAUGGAGGAAGAUCUUUAAGAGAAAAACUGGACAAAAUAGGAUUAAAUCUGCCAGCAGGGAGACGCAAAGCUGCCAACGUCACCCUGCUCACAUCACUAGUGGAGGGAGAAGCCGUCCACCUAGCCAGGGACUUUGGGUACGUGUGUGAAACUGAAUUUCCUGCCAAAGCAGUAGCUGAAUUUCUCAACCGACAACAUUCCGAUCCCAAUGAGCAAGUGACAAGAAAAAACAUGCUCCUGGCUACAAAACAGAUAUGCAAAGAGUUCACCGACCUGCUGGCUCAGGACCGAUCUCCCCUGGGGAACUCGCGGCCCAACCCCAUCCUGGAGCCGGGCAUCCAGAGCUGCUUGACUCACUUCAACCUCAUCUCCCACGGCUUCGGCAGCCCGGCGGUGUGCGCCGCGGUCACGGCCCUGCAGAACUAUCUCACCGAGGCCCUCAAGGCCAUGGACAAAAUGUACCUCAGCAACAACCCCAACAGCCACACGGACAACAGCGCCAAAAGCAGUGACAAAGAGGAGAAACACAGAAAGUGAGGCUCUCCGCCCGCCCCCUCCCAGCGCCUCCGCGCCGCCCCCUCCCCCCGCGCGCCCGUCCAGUCCUGUCCGAUCCAUCUCCCCGCCACCGACCGCCACCGGCAGGUGACAGCUCCGGGAUCAGCACCCCCCACUGCUGCUACUGCUGCCGCCGCUGCCGCCGCGCCUUGGGCCCGGAGUCUCGGGGUCCCCGGAGAGAGGGGGCGCCCCGCGGCCCAGGCCCCUGCCUCGACCUCCCCCAUCAGCAUCGCCUCCCCUUUGCCCUCGUGUGGAGCCUCGGAGAACAGAACAGGCCGUGAAGCCAGCAAAGAAAAGUUCUGUCUGAGUUUGUGAACCUUUUUUUUUUUUUUAAACAACAAAUCAACAACAGCAACAAAAAUUAAAACUUUUUUUAAGAAAAAAGAACGUAAAAAUUAAAAAAAAAUAUAUGUGCUUCAUGGGACGGAAUCACCACCUUCCCUUACAUCCUUCAGUUCAGAUUGUAGCCAUACUUAAAAAAAAGGCAAAAAGGACAAUGACAUUUUUAUCAGUAUUGUGAAUAAACUUGAACACAGAUACUCGAAGUUCCAUGUCACGUCUUCAGUUGUAGAAGUUUUUCCUCUCCAAGGUAAAGCCACCAACUUGAACUUUCUCUGGCAACACGAUUCACAGUUAUAUAAGGGAAUCAGUGUUCACGUCUCUGUAUAUAUUUAUUUAUGUGUAAUUUAAUGGGAAGUGUAAAUAUGGUGAGUCUGUUUUAAGCCUUUUUUUUUUUAAUUUAUCUGGUGAUCUCGUUUACCUCUUGUUUAGUGGGUUUUGAAUCUUCCCUCUUACUUCUUCAUGUGGUUCAUGAUGCUUAUUUAGGAAUCCAAGGUUUGGGGGAUUUUAUUUUCCCUCUGGGAUUCAUGAGUUUAGCCCUGUUGUAGCAUGUUAAAGACGACAAUGAAACAGCUGAACAAAUGAAAAGAAGAAGUCAAAUAAAAUUUUAUAUAUAAUUAGUAUUACAUUUAGCUUUUCAUUGAACUGAAAGAAAAAAGUGAUAUUGGACCCUGGAAAGAUUUUUAACUUGAGUGGUUUGAUAACCGUUCUACGUAUUGUGGGGAGAAAAAAAAGUUUAUUUUAUUCCACUGUCCUCCCUUAAAAGCAGCAUUUGAGCAAUAAAUGAAUAUUGUCUUUAAGCCAAGGGUUAGGGAUUUCUUCCUCUCUCUCUCUCUCUCUUUCUCUCUCUCUCUCUUUUUGUUCAAAGAACUUCAAACAUUUGGGACCACCUGGUAUUCUGUAUUUUCACUGGCCAUUUUGGAAGCUGUUCUAGUUGUGUUGUAUUGAGUUGUGCUGGCAGUAGUUUCCAUGCCUGUCAAUGUAUCAUAGUCCUUUGUUGCCCAGAUAAAUAAAUAUUUGAUACGCUUUAUGUCGAUUUUUUUUUAUUCAGUGGCUGUCUUUACCCAGGCGUAUUUUUGUUCUUGGCAGUAUUUUUUAUUCAGUAUGGUUACAGUAAUUGAGUUUAACUCUCCCUUGGCAAUUGCUCCUUGCAAUAAGCAGCUGAACCCAUUGUUUCCCUCAAGUAUAAUAAAAACUUACUUUCAACUUGGAGUUCAGAGCAGGGUAUCAUUUAGAUAUUCCAUUGAGUCUGUAUUCAGACAAAUGACACAAUAAAACCCAAUGUAUUCUUUUGGAUAAAAGAUUGUUUGUACUGCUAAAGGAAUGACAUACUAUCUUUUCCUUACUAGAAACAUUAAUUUUAUUAUUAAAAAUAAAGUUUUAUUUUAUUUAUGUUGA
Molecule: messenger RNA, 3083 nt
Organism: Camelus dromedarius (Arabian camel)
Lineage: Eukaryota; Metazoa; Chordata; Mammalia; Artiodactyla; Camelidae
Gene: TFAP2A
Product: transcription factor AP-2 alpha
Exons: 7
Coding region: 9-1328 (439 amino acids)
Biological process (GO): regulation of transcription by RNA polymerase II; anatomical structure development; regulation of cell population proliferation
Cellular component (GO): nucleus
Molecular function (GO): DNA-binding transcription factor activity, RNA polymerase II-specific; RNA polymerase II transcription regulatory region sequence-specific DNA binding
Source: RefSeq, a predicted model, not a curated record